CUGCAUCCAGGGUACUUCUCAGAGAGAAGGGAAACCUGGGAGGCAAGAACUUGGAAAGCAGGAGGACACAAGCAGCUUUGAAGUUAUUUAGGUAUGUAGGCCAAAUGAAGCUGACUCUGGUGCAGAUCUUUUUUAUGAUGUUGCUGCUGCUGCUGGGCCUGGGGGUGGGCCUGGGGUUGGGACUUCAGAUGGCCGCAGCAGUCCUGGAGGAAGGUGAUCAGCUACUGAAUGAGUUUCAGUCCAGUGACUCACAGGACAACGUUGAGGCCACUAAGAUGGGAGCAGGCACCCAAAGCAUACACACCCUGCUACUUAACAACAAAGAAAUGUUGCAACUGGAAGAGACCAUCAUCAGUGAAGAUGAAGUUGGAGAAAGCAAGAUGCUCAGAGCUGAGGUUCUCUUUCAGAGCAACAAAGAGUAUCUCAGAUCUGACCUGAUGGACAGGGAAUGCAAUGCUCUAAUGGCACAGAAGAUGAAGUCACUCAACCACACAUGUGUACCCCAGUACAUAUUCAUCCAUGAGGAACCAGAUGCAGUCAAAGCUGUCUGCAAGGGUCCUGUCAUUGCCUGCGACCUCAAGGGAGGCAAGUGUCACAAAAGCUCCCGUCCUUUUGAUUUGACAUUCUGCAAGUUAUCCAAACAGGGCCAAGUCACUCCUCACUGUAAUUAUGUAACUUUCAUUCUUGAAAAGUACAUUUUUAUAUCCUGUAGUGACAUGAAAGUCCAGGUAACAUCUGGACCAUGAAGCAACUUCUUUUCUUCAUCUUCUCAUCUUUGUCUUCCUUUCCACUUCUUUUUCAUGCUGUUUUCAUCCUCAGGUAUUCUGCAAAAAAGGGAAAAGAGGCUGGUCUACCCUUUAUCAUAUAUGAAAAUAUAAAUCUUCUUUGCCCUAGGGUUCACCCAACUUGCAUUUUGUUCCUGGGAUCAGAGGUGGCAGAAUAGGGUGAUGAUGUCCAAUCUCCGUAGGUUCUCUGUCCCUUGGAGUCUAUCUCUUGCCCUGGAAAGAGACAAGUGAAGGACUGCUCUAGUCUCUCCUGUGAUCCUGGUCAUCAGUCUGUUCCCUGGUCUAGAGGCCUUCAGGUGUGCAUUGCAAGAGUUUAAUGCAUCCUUUAUCCAUGUCCUUCCCUGCUACCCACCAUGAGCAUCUAGGGCAAUCACAUAAGCCUCCUGGGCUUUCCAUGUAGCACUUCUCUGCUACAGAUGCAAAUUAAAGUGAUUCUAUCUGUGAGGGUAUCUGGAGAACCCUGUGGAUCAGGUUUAUUUUCCUGAUCCCUGGGGGUAGGGGUCUGCUAGUAAGAUGCUUUGGUGGUGCAGACUGAGAUAGAUAGAAUAUGUCCUAAGGCAAAGACAGCAGACAUUUUCUUGACCCUUCUUAACCCUUUUCUUUUUCCUCCCAUUUUUUACUACCUGCCAUUUUGCAUAUUCUUUUCCCUCACUUUGUUUCUCCUCCCCACCCCCUAAACCCACAUCUUUCUCCUGGUCUCCUUUUCCUCUUCUCUUUGGGGUCUCCCUGUUCUUUCUCUGAAUUCUUUUAGAAAUUCAUUCAGCCAACACUGAUCUCAUACAACAUGCCAAGUAAGAAGAUGUUGGUCCUAUAAAGAGUCUGGCAUAGGGACUUAGAGUGAGGAUGGGUCAAUCAAGAGAGUGAUGGGAAGAGAGAGAAACAGAGUUAUUUUUAAAAAUUAUGUCCAAUAAGUAGAAUAAUGGUCACGUUAGGUGCUCAAUAGAUGUAGAAUGAAUGGGAUUGAAGGGAAUUUUAUUCUCACUCAGCACCUCUUUUCUUCUUUUGCUCUGAAAAACAAGAAAGUUGGUGAAAGAAUAUUUUCAGCAGAAAAGGGAUUGGAUCUACUCAAAGAGGAGAAAAGCUAUGAGGUUGAAUAAAUAGAAGAUGUAAGUGGUUGCCCUCAGCCUAUUUCCUCUGAAUUCAAAUCUAUCAAGAAAUAGUUUAAUUAGAUAUGCAUGGCCACAGGAAAGGAUCUUAGAAAAUGGCGUUAAGAAUUCACUAUGUGACUUGAUUUUGAGAUUUCCUCUUCCUAGGGUUUUUAUCUGUUUCAAUCUCUUAGAUGGUCAUACCCUCAAGAGUCAGGGACAACCAUAAAUGGGAGAUUGGGGGAAGGAAAGAUUUGCCUUACUCUGACCUGGCUUUUACUUUCCUAUUCUUUCUUUCUUUAGUCCCUAAUUUCCCUUAUCCUUCCUGUUCUUGCAGGCAGGCAAUCACUGAAAUGAUUUGCCUCUAGUCUCCUCUCAGUCUCCCCUGUUUCAACAUUUCCCUCUAUACCUUUGACGUAGGAGAUAGAUGGGCUCCAGGCUAGGCAUUUACAACUGGCUUCCUGUUCAUACCUCCUGGGGUGAGAAGACGAUGAGCUCUAGGCCAGACAGUCAUUACCAGCUCCUGUUUACAUUUUCUGAGGCAUGAGACAAACAGGCUCCAGGACUACAUAUUUAUGGCUGGAGUUCUGUUUAUAUUUUGAUAUCUGCACUUCGAUAUAAGAAACAGCAAAAGGAAUAGGGUAGAUAACUGGGCACUGGACACUUUUAUGGCAGGGACAGAGAGGGGCUAACCCUGUUAAGAGAUCAAGAGGUCAUACACUCCCCAUCCUUGGGGCAAGAGAGACAUGGCACAUGCUCAGAAAGUCUCAAUGGGGGUCAAAAAAAGAGGGGGCACCACCUUAUAAUACGUGAUGCUAAGACCUCCCAUAGACCUCUGAGCUGAAAUCCAUCUUGGAAAAAAGUUGUGCACGCAUGAUGGGGAGGGUCCUAGGGCAGGUCAGGUGUGGAGAAAGAAAUCAGGUGAUCGGCCAAAAAUAAACAAAGACCUGGAAGAAUUGUCCUAUAUAAGUGACUUAACCGCCUCUUUACUGCCUCAUUAGGGAGGACGCCCACAAUCUUCCUCUCUGCGUGUGUAUCUCUGCCUUGCUUCUAUCUUAACUAAGCAAGCUGUUUCCCUGUGUGCUCUCCCACCUGUACAGACAUAUCUCUAAUAAUAAACUUUGU
This is a messenger RNA of Hippopotamus amphibius kiboko, 2995 nucleotides long. It is a transcript of the gene RNASE10, whose product is annotated as ribonuclease A family member 10 (inactive). NCBI's taxonomy places the organism in Eukaryota, Metazoa, Chordata, Mammalia, Artiodactyla, Hippopotamidae. The transcript is spliced from 2 exons. Bases 105 to 746 code for a protein of 213 amino acids. Gene Ontology annotation, molecular function: nucleic acid binding. The record is from RefSeq and is a predicted model, not a curated record.